AUGUAGGAUAAAUAAUAUGCUCUUUAUUAGGCUUGUACAGAAGCUUAGAGUGUUUCAAUCAUUUUUCUUAAUGAUAUUUCUUAGUAAAUUCAAAUAUUAUAUCCUCUCUUCCAUUAGUGCUAGUUUUAGUCAACAUCAUUUUUACUCUACUUUCAGCCAUUUUUUUUAGUUCUUUUUUCAGUUUUCAUAGUAUUAUUAUGUUUAUACAUGCUUUUUGUACGAAUUUUUAAAAUAUAGAUAGAGAUCUAUCUGAAUUAUUUGGAUUUAGAUUUUUAGCAUGCUGAAUCCUGCUUUUUCAGUAGUGGCAAUUUUUACAAGGGAAAAGUAUAUAUAUAUAUGCAACGAGGGCAUACAAUUUUCAAUUUUUUUAAAAAAUAAUUUUUUGGCCCUGUGGUUUUUGUGUUCUAACAAUAAAAGUUUUUUAAAAAGUCUAAAAAUGCUGCCCUCUAAGUAAAACAUUUGGUAGAAGUAAAAUUAUGA
Tetrahymena thermophila SB210 is the source of this 480-nucleotide messenger RNA. Its product is annotated as transmembrane protein, putative. The record is from RefSeq and is a predicted model, not a curated record. The transcript has a single exon. NCBI's taxonomy places the organism in Eukaryota, Ciliophora, Oligohymenophorea, Hymenostomatida, Tetrahymenidae.